AUGUCUGAUACAGGCAGUGGUGUAAAAUCUUUGAAAAUAAGUCCUGAUGGAAAACAUCUGGCUGCAGGCAGUCGAGAUGGAAAUUUAUCUAUUUAUGAUUUAACUGUACCAACUAUGGAAAUGAUUGCAUUUUUUGAAGCUCACGAAAGUGAUAUUAUGUGUAUGGAGUAUUCUGACCCACAAAGUGCUCGUUAUCUGUUAGCUACUGGAAGUCGCGAUCGCAUGGUGCACUUGUUUGAUCCACUUAAUGGAUAUCAACCAUUAGCAAGUAUUGACGAUCAUACAAGCACUGUCAAUUCAAUACUAUUCGUAGAGGAAGCUGGUAAUUUGCAGUUGAUAAGUUCUGCUGCUGAUCGUUCAAUUGUGAUUAGAAAGAUGGUCAAUUCAGAACCAUCUUUGGUGACUUUUUCACGUACAACUCAUAUAAAAUCGCAAUUUGGCUUGAACUUUGUCGUGUUGAGUGCUGACGGAAUGGUUGCCGCUUGCCAGGAUCGUCAGCUUCGGACAUAUUCGUUUCAGGGAAGGCUUGUAAAGCAGAUUAAAGGCGCUGCAAGUGAUGAUGGACAACUCACUAAGGUACGACUGGAUCCAUCAGGAACUUAUGCUGCGACAGUAUGUACAAAUCGAAAUGUUUAUAUCAUUGAUAUAGCCACGGGAGAAUUUGCUGCUAUAUUGACUGGCCAAUCAGAUAACAUUACAGAUAUUGCUUUUUCCGCUGAUUGCAGACGAUUAUAUGUUGUUUCCUAUAGCGGUUGCAUUUUCGUGUGGCGACUGUCCAAUUUCCUUGUCAGCAAAAUGAUGGCUAUACGAAAAUCCCAAAUCACGAGGAAUACUUGCACCACAGGAGUUGAAAAACUUUGUGAACGGUCGGAAACACCAGAUAGUUUGUUGGGGAGUGGCAGUGAUGCAGCUGGUGAUGAACACAUGGAGUAUACACGAAAUGCGAAGCUGAAAGAUUCAGAAUCCGAAUUUGGUUCUCUAAGCAGCAUUAAAAUUGGUGAUGAAGAUUCGGAUAGUUGUAUGGGACGGAAGCCAACAACAGUGAUUAUCAAUACUCCAUUCAGUAGUGUGAUUACAGAUGACAAUUUCGAACUGAAGCGAGUGACAACAGAAGUUGUGAGACGUAGUACAAGUGGGAUGAUGAAUGAUCAACUUACCAACUGGGAUACUGCUUCAGCAGCUAAUGAUUUCUCCGAUGAUGAGCAAACACCAACAUCAACAGCUGCAGGCGCAGGUAGAUCUUUAGGGACAAUGAACUUUGUCCAGCAGCAAUUAGGCGGUAACACGACCGUUGGAAGAGGAGAAGAUAUAUGCACUAUAAGCAGUACACCUUUUAAUUUACGAUUUUCUCAACUACCAGGGACAACUGCCGCAGCGGUGCACUCUAAUGGUACCGGAAAUGGUGCUGAUGGUGUUAAAGGGAGAAGCAUAGGCAGUCAUGGAUCAUCAGCUAUAGUAGCGGGAAGCGAUGCUUUAACACGAAAACCACGGAAAAAGUGGGAUGAUGUGUCACUUAGCCCCACUAGGGAUACACCAACUUAUGUUUCAUCAUUAAUAUCAAAUUCAUUCGAUGUGCCACCCUCUGAAAUGCACAUCUUCCCGUCAUCCAUCCAGCCAUCAUCCUCCAAGGAAAAUAUGUUAAAUAAUUCUAUGACUAUGAAUGGUAAUCAAAUGCAAUAUUCACCGAGUUCACCCGAACGAAAUAUCCACAAGAAAAUACCGAAUUCCAUAUCAGAACCGGGAAUUGUUGAGUUGCAGCAACAUGUCUCUUCUCCACUCAAUAACACAGUGCGGAAUACCGAAGAAUCUUCUGAAUCAUGCAUCACACCAGUUAAAGUUUCGCCCUCAGUGUUGUCUCAGUCUCCUAGUUCGGCGUUUAGUCGGUCUAGCGUGAAACGUUGUAGUUUAACAAAACGUCUAAAAGGAAUCAGAAGUAAUGAGUCACAGACAGUAUGGACUCCGCCUUUGAUUGGUACCAGGCGAUCGGCAAGCAAUAUGCAUUAUACUACAGUAUCAGGACGAACAAUCCCAGUAACACGACGAAAAUCCGACUUGCACAUUACUUUGUCGCGUUUAUAUCAGCAUCAACAACAAGAAAAAAAUAAUUUAAACACCGCAGUCAUAGGUCGAGCUUUAAGUCCACUAGCUCGUUGCCAAGUGAUUAAUGAUGUCAUCAAAAAUCGACGAAUGACAAUUACAGGAGAAGAUGAUUACGCCUCAUCUGACCUCCAUUUACGCAGUCGAAGUCAAAGCCCGUCGCAGCUCGCUCUCAAUGUCCUAGGAAAUGGGAAACGGCAGCGACAAGAUUCUGAUAUGUCAACAUAUUCAGUUUUAACAAUGGCUUCUACUCGCUUGACACCAUCUUCAUCACGGACGAAUCUACGAGCUGUCACUCUUAAUAAGCAACAAUCGUCACAGACGUUAAAUCGAUUGGCAGGAUUGCGUGACAGGUUACGCAAGUCGCAGGAGAAUUUGGCUGGACCUCUGAAUGAUGACAGUUUCUCAGCAGUUUAUCCAAAUAUUAUGUCGCGUUCAAAAUCAUUCGGUAAUCUUCGGCUAACAGCCGCUGCACCACUUAGUGGAAAUCGACCUGGGCUUGGUCCACUACUUAAUACUAAUAGCGAUGCUGGUAGAUCAUAUCUAUCACGAUUAAAUGCUGACAACACUCCUGCGUAA
Messenger RNA from Brugia pahangi, 2676 nucleotides. NCBI's taxonomy places the organism in Eukaryota, Metazoa, Nematoda, Chromadorea, Rhabditida, Onchocercidae. The record is from the annotation of a GenBank genome assembly.